AUCAAUAUUUAUUUAUAUAAGGUAAAGAUUUAAGAGCCACAAGACAUAGUACAUUGUGAACAAAAUUAGAACAACAAAAAUGAAGAAUAUUAAUGUGAAAAGAAGGGUUGAAGAAGAAGAUGAUGAUGAUGAAACGUCGUCGUUUCCAGUUAGCCCUACCGGGCAGUAUUUUACGAGCUCGGUUAUGUCGAUUUCUGUAAUUUGUGUUCUGGAAUCUGAAAUUCCGAUCGAUGAUUCUUGUACCGUGACAAUGCUUAAGGAUGUUUUUAUUCCUAUAAAUCCUCGUUUCUCUUCUAUUAUGGUGAAAGACAAGAAUGGAGUGAAACAAUGGAAGAAAGUAGAAGUGAAGCACAAAGACCACAUAUAUGUACCAAUUUUCCCACAAGGAAAAUCAAAAGAAUUUUAUGAUAAUUGUUUCAAUGAAUACAUGACCAAAAUUGCUAUGGAACAAUUCCCACAAAGUAGACCACUAUGGGAAAUUCACAUAUUUAAAUAUCCAACAACAAAAUCAGCUGGAAAUUUAGUGUUUAAACUUCAUCAUUCACUUGGUGAUGGAUUUUCACUAAUGGGUGCACUUCUUUCUUGUUUACAAAGAGCUGAUAAUCCUUCACUUCCCUUAACAUUUCCAUCAUUUACUAGUAAUAAUAAUAAUAAUAAUAAUAAUAAUAAUCACAAUUUGGAAAGUGAUAAUAAUCACAAUUUGGAAAGUGAUUAUAAGAAGAGUUUUUGUACUAAUGUGGUUCAAAGUGUUAAUGGAGUUGUGAACACUUUGUUGGAUUUUGGAUGGAGUUUAAUGAAAAGCACUAAUCUGGAAGAUGAAAGGACAACAAUUAGGUCUGGUGAUGAAGGUGUGGAGUUUAGACCAAUUGAUAUUACAACUAUGGAGUUCUCUCUUGAUCAUCUCAAGGAAAUUAAGUCCAAUCUUAAAGUGACCAUAAACGACGUUAUAUGUGGAGUUUUGUUCUUGGGAGUUCGAUUAUACAUGGAGGAAACAAAAUAUGAUCAGAAAAAUACAAAUUCAACGGCAUUAGUGUUACUCAACACUAGAAAUAUUGCAGGAUACAAAUCGGUGAAAGAAAUGUUGCAACCCAAAAAUGAGUCAAAAUGGGGAAAUCAAUUUGCAUUUUUACAUGUUUCAUUACCAAAAAUUGAUAAAGAAGAAUCAUCAAGUAACCCUCUAAGUUUUGUGUUUAAAGCACAAGAUGUUAUUCAAAGAAAAAGAAACUCCGCAGCUGUUAUUCUUACUGGUAAAUUGCUCAAUACUUUGCAAAAGUAUAGAGGCCCCGAGGUAACGGCUAAAUAUAUCCAUAGCACGUUGAAGAAUUCAAGUAUGACAAUAUCAAACAUGAUUGGGCCAGUGGAAAAAAUGGCUUUGGCAAAUCAUCCAGUUAAAAGCUUGUACUUCAUGGUGAUUGGUGUUCCCGAGAGUUUAACAAUAACAAUGAUGAGCUAUAUGGGAAAAUUAAGAGUGGCUGUGGGAACAGAAAAAGGUCUAAUUGAUCCACAAAAGUUCAAAUGUAGCAUUGAAAAUGCCUUUGAUAGGAUUUUCAAAGCUGCUAUGCCUUCUGCUUCUUCCAAAUCUUCAAAUUAAUUUAUAAAAUUGGGACUUUUAUUGGUGUCUUUUUUUUUUUUCAAAAAUAAAUAAUUGUCACAUCUUAUUUUAUUCAUGUAUUCAUUUGUUGACUCUA
Solanum tuberosum (potato) is the source of this 1688-nucleotide messenger RNA. RefSeq names its product O-acyltransferase WSD1-like. Gene Ontology annotation, biological process: triglyceride biosynthetic process. The transcript has 5 exons. The coding region runs from base 80 to 1591 and encodes 503 amino acids. Lineage: Eukaryota; Viridiplantae; Streptophyta; Magnoliopsida; Solanales; Solanaceae. Gene Ontology annotation, molecular function: diacylglycerol O-acyltransferase activity. The record is from RefSeq and is a predicted model, not a curated record. Gene Ontology annotation, cellular component: plasma membrane.